This is a messenger RNA of Rangifer tarandus platyrhynchus (Svalbard reindeer), 312 nucleotides long. The record is from the annotation of a GenBank genome assembly. Lineage: Eukaryota; Metazoa; Chordata; Mammalia; Artiodactyla; Cervidae.
AUGAGCCGGUGCGGAGACGACAAGAACACGGGGCUGGGUGUGUGUGGGGGGCACCAGGGGAGCGCCCGCCUGACAGCCCCGUCGGGGAGGGCUUCCAGCAGGAGAUGGAGCCACGAGGGUUUGCGGACGCUAGCCUUGCGCUCGCAGGAGCUGACACGCCGGGUCUUGACGCGCCGAGGCUGCGCCCCUCCCCCCCACCCCCGAGGGAGGCCGCUGAAGCGGAGAGAGCGAGGCACCCCGGAGUCCUCGACCCCGCUCAAGCCCCUAGUCACCCCACUUGAGCUCUGUACCUCUGUGGUCAGCCAGCGAUGA